Fomitopsis serialis is the source of this 306-nucleotide messenger RNA. RefSeq lists its product as uncharacterized. Gene Ontology annotation, cellular component: membrane. The transcript is spliced from 3 exons. Lineage: Eukaryota; Fungi; Basidiomycota; Agaricomycetes; Polyporales; Fomitopsidaceae. Gene Ontology annotation, molecular function: carbohydrate:proton symporter activity. Gene Ontology annotation, biological process: transmembrane transport; carbohydrate transport. The record is from RefSeq and is a predicted model, not a curated record. Bases 1 to 306 code for a protein of 101 amino acids.
AUGAACAACUUCAUCGUGGGCCAAGUCACACCGACGAUGAUGCAGAACAUCACCUUUGGCACGUUCGUGUUCUUCGGGUCGUUCUCGUUCCUCGGUGCCCUAUUCAUUGCGUUUAUGGUGCCAGAGACAAAGGGUCUCACACUCGAAGAGAUGGACGAUGUCUUCGGCUCAGAAGGUCUCGCCGCCGCGGAUACAGAGCGACAGCUCGCGAUCGAGAAGCGUCUCGGCCUCGACCAAUACGCCUACACGAGCUCGGACGCGGACAGCUCGGAGAAGCAGGAAAUCCAUAUGAACGCCAAGGUGUAG